Molecule: messenger RNA, 930 nt
Organism: Microthlaspi erraticum
Lineage: Eukaryota; Viridiplantae; Streptophyta; Magnoliopsida; Brassicales; Brassicaceae
Source: the annotation of a GenBank genome assembly
AUGGACAAGGACGUCAUGAUGAAGGAGGUGGUUGAAGCCAGUGACAUUGACACCUUCAGUGUUACGGCACUCGAUGUUGCUCUACCAUCUCCGGAAAAUGAAAGAAGCAGAAGCGGGUGCUCUGAUGCAACAGACCCGGCUCAGCUGGCAGUCUACGACCCGUUUCACCCACCACCGGAUUUAAUAUCACCAAGUUUUUAUGACUAUGUACCAUGGGAGCAGCUGGAAUCACAAGGUUGCGCUGCUCCUGGUUACAAAAUUUCUUAUCUACCACCAAGUCCCCCUUCCCCCGGCAUUAUCCAGGUAGAAGAAACUUUCCUUGGCAGUUAUGAGGAACAAGCUAAGGAUGCUAAGCUUGUGGAGACGCGGGACAAACUUUUAACUUCUGGGUCUGGACAAGGAAACUACUACCGCACUGUAAUACUAGGGGCAGAGGAUCCAACAGGCAAUAUCAAGUGCAAGUUUUUAACACGUGUUCACCUUGCGGAAGAGAAUGAAGGUUGCUUCACUGUCCAUACACUCGACGCCAGAAAGCUUCCUCUUGAUGGCUUCUCCCAAAACUGGCAUCAUGGCCCUAGCAGUCUUUGGAUGCCCGUUUGGUUGCCUAAGAAUGCCGUUGAUAAGCCGCAAUACUACGAGAUGAAUGACUCUGACGUGCAAGAAAACAAAGACUGGCUGCUUGUGUACGCCGAACUCGCCUUGUACUCCUGGUUUGGAUACGGGUUCCGAUAUCUGGAUGCAUUGCCUCUUGAGGUGGUAAAGGUUUUUGUGCAAACCACAGAGGAUGUCGAGCCGGCCAAGGCCAAGAAUGCAAUCUUCUACAUUACCUUCAAAACCGUCGCUGGUAGGGAGUACAAUGGUAUCAUCAAGAGAGCUACGGAUGGGAGGCCAGAUCGUUUCUCCCUUGAAGCCACGUGUCCUAUGUUCUGA